Molecule: messenger RNA, 711 nt
Organism: Microtus oregoni (creeping vole)
Lineage: Eukaryota; Metazoa; Chordata; Mammalia; Rodentia; Cricetidae
Product: speckle-type POZ protein-like
Exons: 2
Coding region: 1-711 (236 amino acids)
Biological process (GO): proteasome-mediated ubiquitin-dependent protein catabolic process; regulation of proteolysis
Cellular component (GO): cytoplasm; nucleus
Molecular function (GO): ubiquitin protein ligase binding
Source: RefSeq, a predicted model, not a curated record
AUGCUUGUCUUGCUAGACACAGACCAGCAACUCGCGAGUAAUCCUGACGACAGCACGGAGCCGAGAAUCCAGGUUCCCGAAGCCCCAUUAGGAGAUGAUCUAGGAGCGCUGCGGAAGAAUUCGAGCUUCACAGACUGCUGCCUGGUGGUAGCUGGCCAGGAAUUCCAGGCUCACAAGGCUGUCUUAGCUGCUCACUCCCCAGUUUUCAGAGCCAUGUUUGAACAUGACACGGAGGAGAGCAGAAAGAAUCGUGUUGAGAUUCAUGACCUGAAACCUGGAGUCUUCAAGGCAAUGAUGGACUUCAUUUACACUGGGAAGGAACCAGUCCUCCACAGCAUGGCAGAUGCUGCGCUGGCAGCUGCUGACAAGUAUGGCCUGGAGCAUUUGAAGGUCAUGUGCGGGAGUGCCCUCUGCAGGGACCUCUCUGUGGAGAAUGCUGCCCACACUCUCUUCCUGGCUGACCUCCACAGCACAGGGCAGCUGAAAACACAGGUGCUGAAUUUUAUUACAGCUCAUGCUUCCGAGGUCUCUCAGACCACAAGCUGGAAGUUAAUGGUGGAUUCAUGCCCCCACUUGGUGGCUGAAGCAUACGGGUCCCUGGCUUCUGCUCAAUGCAAUUUACUGGAGCCCCCUCUCAAACGUCUGAAGCAAUCCCAUGAACCUCUCACCGGUACCCUACAUGUGUAUCCCAGAAGCAGUGGUCAGUGUUGA